Molecule: messenger RNA, 861 nt
Organism: Eptesicus fuscus (big brown bat)
Lineage: Eukaryota; Metazoa; Chordata; Mammalia; Chiroptera; Vespertilionidae
Gene: RAB36
Product: RAB36, member RAS oncogene family
Exons: 10
Coding region: 11-814 (267 amino acids)
Molecular function (GO): GTPase activity; GTP binding
Source: RefSeq, a predicted model, not a curated record
CUCCGCCAGGAUGAGGGCCUCCCUGCCGCCGCUGGGGCCCCCUGUGAGCCCGGACCGCAUCAUCGCCAGCUUCCCUAAGUGGUACACGCCUGCCGCCUGCCUGCAGCUCAAGGAGCACUUCCACGGGCAGGUCAGUGCCGCCUGCCAGCGCAGGAGCACCGGCACCGUCGGGCUCAGCCUCUCCAAGGCGGUUGUCGUCGGCGACCUCCACGUGGGCAAGACCAGCCUCAUCCACCGGUUUUGCAAGAAUGUGUUCGACCACGACUACAAGGCCACCAUCGGGGUGGACUUUGAGAUCGAGCGCUUUGAGAUUGCCGGGGUGCCCUACAGCCUCCAGAUCUGGGACACCGCAGGGCAAGAGAAGUUCAAGUGCAUCGCCUCUGCCUACUACCGGGGCGCCCAGGUGAUCAUCACGGCCUUUGACCUCACGGAUGUGCAGACCCUGGGCCACACCAGGCAAUGGCUGGAGGACGCGCUGAGGGAGAACGAGCCGGGCUCCUGCUUCGUAUUCCUCGUGGGAACCAAGAAGGACCUUCUGUCCAGGGCGGCGUGUGAGCAGGCGGAGGGGGAGGCCGUGCACCUGGCCAACGAGAUGCAGGCCGAGUACUGGUCGGUGUCGGCGAAGACGGGGGAGAACGUGGCGGCCUUCUUCAGCCGCGUGGCCGCCCUGGCGUUCGAGCAGUCGGUGCUGCAGGCCCUGGAGAGGAGGAGCGGCUGCCCGCUCCAGGUCGGCGACGGAGACCUCAUCCGGAUGGAGGGCAGUCCCCCUGAGACCCAGGGGAGCGAGAGGCCCUCGGGCCUGGGCUGCUGUUAGCUGGGGUCUGUGUCCGAGGCCUCCAGUCCCGACACACGCGUGGGCAG